AUGAAAGGAACUUAUGAGUCUUAUUUGGGGCUACCUCCAGUCGUGGGAAAUUCAAAGUAUAAUGCUUUCAGGAGUAUUAAGGAGAGAGUGUGGAAGAAGAUCAAUAACUGGAAAAACUCAUUUCUGUCAGUCGCAGCGAAAGAAGUCUUAAUCAAAGCAGUCCUUCAAGCAGUGCCUACCUAUACAAUGAGUGUAUUCCAACUCCCAAAACAACUGUGCGAGAAGCUCAAUGUCAUGCUUGCCAAAUUUUGGUGGGGUAAUCACCAAAAAGGAAGUGGUGUUCACUGGUGCAGCUGGGAGAGGAUGGAGAAACAGAAGGGGAAAGGGGGUUUGGGAUAUAGGGAUUUAGAGAGCUUUAACUUGGCUCUUCUGGCUAAGCAAGGGUGGAGGUUGCUUCAAAAUACUUCUAGUAUGGCUGCAAAGAUCCUGAAAGAGAAAUAUUUCAAUGAAAAGUCUUUACUGGAAGCAAAACUGGGCCAUAGACCCUCUUACCUAUGGAGAAGUGUGUGGAAUGCAGUGAGUCUCUUGAAGGAGGGACUGAGAUAA
Carya illinoinensis is the source of this 546-nucleotide messenger RNA. RefSeq lists its product as uncharacterized. The record is from RefSeq and is a predicted model, not a curated record. The transcript has a single exon. NCBI's taxonomy places the organism in Eukaryota, Viridiplantae, Streptophyta, Magnoliopsida, Fagales, Juglandaceae. Bases 1 to 546 code for a protein of 181 amino acids.